Molecule: messenger RNA, 2094 nt
Organism: Zeugodacus cucurbitae (melon fly)
Lineage: Eukaryota; Metazoa; Arthropoda; Insecta; Diptera; Tephritidae
Gene: Pym
Product: partner of Y14 and mago
Exons: 1
Coding region: 125-817 (230 amino acids)
Biological process (GO): exon-exon junction complex disassembly
Cellular component (GO): cytoplasm; exon-exon junction complex
Molecular function (GO): RNA binding
Source: RefSeq, a predicted model, not a curated record
GAAUAUAAUUUAUCAUUUGACGUCUGACAUCUAAUUUUUUGCUGUUUUACUGCAAAAAUUAAGCAGCUCGUCGUCGAUUUUGUGAUUUUUGGAAUUUGGGAAAACAUUGCCAAAAUUGCAAAGAAUGACUACUUAUCUGACCGACAGUGAUGGGAAAUUUAUUCCAGCGACUCAACGACCGGAUGGUACUUGGCGCAAAGCUCGCCGCGUUAAAGAUGGCUAUGUACCACAGGAAGAGGUGCCCUUGUACGAGAGCAAAGGUAAGCAAUUUGCGCAACGUAAGAGCACGCUUCCGCCUGGCAUGUGCCCCCUUGUGGCCGAACAAACCAAAAAAGAGCGAGAAAAGCUAGAACGUGCUAAAGCAAAGAAGGCGGCAAAGCAGCAGGAAAUCACCGAGACGUCUAAAUCAAAUAAUAGUGGAACGAGUAACAAUAAAAAAGUUAAACAAACUCAAUCACAAACACAACAAAUACCUGGGUUUCUCGUUCUUCCUAACAAUGGAACACCUAAGGCAACCGACUCCAAGGUUAACACUAGCGCUAAUAAGACGUCAAGUACAAAUAACAACGACGCUGUUGUUAAGUUAGCUAGCGACUUGCAGGCCACUUUACAAUUGCAAGCAGAUGAAGGACUGGAUACAUCGAAAAAACUGAAAAAGCUUCGAAAAAAGUUACGUGAAAUAGAGACAAUCGAGCAGAGAAUCAAAAGUGGAGAACUUAAGAAACCCGAGAAAGAUCAAUUGGAUAAAGUGAAGCGAAAAAAGGAAGUAAUAAAAGAAAUUAAACAGCUUGAAGAGGAAGAGGAAGCCCUUAUGUAAAGUCAAAGGAAGUGACUAAAUUAAGCUUGUCAAACUCUUAUGUGCACACUAUGAAACUCCAAAGUGCCAUGGAAGAAAUAACCGAAGCUCUAUACUUGCUGUACGUCACCACCCACUGAUUAUCUGCCCUUCAAAACGGAUAACCUCAGCAUACAUAAAUAACUGUUCUAGUGCUAAUAAUUUUAUAGUUUAUUGUUUUAUUUUACACAAACAUUAUUGGGUUUCUUAUUUGUGCCCUUAAAUAAGCCGACUUAUAGAUGUAAUACUGUUUUAAUAUUUUAAUUUUGUCUGCGCGAGAGAGUUGAUUCAAAACAUAAUUUUGGUAAAUAGUGUGCAUUAACAUCUAAAACAAUCUAUAGUUUUUUGUUUGUGCUGAGUUUAAUCGAGUGUUAAAUUAUAUAUAUACCGUAUUGUGUAAGUGUUAGAAUUUUGCAUGAUUUGUUUUAAUAAUUAUACGUUCGUUUUAUCUACUAAAUUGUUAAACAUUUAUUUCAAAGCAUUAAUUGCAUCAUAUACAUAUACAUUAACUAAGAUUAGGCGAACAAAUCAGUACAGCUAUUUUUAUUUUUAUAACACAAAACUAUGUCCUUGUGAUGCUCUUUUUAAUCAAAGUUUUAGACUUCAAUUAUUUAUAUCAUUAUUAAGAAAAGUAUACAACUGCCUAAAACUUGCGCAUUCAAUUCUUGCAAAGACAAAAUAAUAACGUUAUAAUAUAAAUGAAAUAAUUAUGGUUUUAGAAUAAUAUAAAAACAGAGAUGGGGUGUUUUAGCUUGUGUAUAACUUUCGAAAAGCAUUUAAAAAAUGUCCGUACCAUUAUAAAGAUUGUCAAAAUAUAUUAAAUAAGUAAGCGUAAACAAAACAAUUGAAAAUUAAUCCAAAGAAGACGAUAAAUCAAACUGUAUAAAGCAGCCAUGUUACUUUUAUAAAAAUGUAGGUAUUUGUAAAAUAGAGUUUAAAGGUGUACGAAGAUGCUUCAAUAACAGUAAGUAUAAACGAAUCAUAAAUAUGUACUUUUACUUUUUAAAAAUAGUUUUACAAUUUUAUGUGAGAUCUAUUGUAGUUUUUACUGCAAAAAUAUAUAUAGUAUUUAUGUAUAGUUUGUAGCGAUGAAAUCAAUAUUGAAUACGAACAAAGUUGUGAAUCAUGUAAGCUCCAGCGACAUUUAAAUCCAAUAAAUGUUUAUCAAAAAAUAAAGAGUUUUUGUAACAAUAAGUAAAAAAUACAUAUUAUGUACAAUGAAAUAUCAAUAAAAUGCUUAAAUUUUGAUGAUUACCCAA